CACCGGAUCAGGCCGGCCGGCAAUGGGCGCCAUUUUGAAACCCCGAAGCCUCCCGCGGCGGCAGCUCCGUGCGGCGGCUGCGACCCGCUCCCGGCCGGCGCCCGUCCCCCCGGCCCCGCCGCCUCGGCCGCACCGGCACCGUGCGACAUGGCAGGGGUGGCAGGAGGUGGAGGCGUCGGCGGCAGCAACGACUUCCAGUGGUGCUUCUCCCAGGUGAAAGGGGCGAUCGACGAGGACGUGGCGGAAGCUGAUAUUAUUUCAACAGUUGAAUUUAAUUACUCUGGUGAUCUUCUUGCAACAGGAGACAAAGGUGGCAGAGUGGUUAUAUUUCAAAGGGAACAAGAGAGUAAAAGCCGUCCUUAUUCCAGGGGGGAAUACAAUGUUUACAGCACCUUCCAGAGUCAUGAACCUGAGUUUGACUACUUGAAAAGUCUAGAAAUUGAGGAAAAAAUCAAUAAAAUUAGGUGGUUACCACAACAGAAUGCUGCUCACUUCCUGCUGUCUACAAAUGAUAAAACUAUUAAAUUAUGGAAAAUAAGUGAAAGGGAUAAAAGAGCCGAAGGUUAUAAUUUAAAAGAUGAAGAUGGAAGACUGCGGGAUCCCUUCAGAAUCACAGCACUGCGGGUGCCAAUCUUGAAGCCCAUGGACCUAAUGGUAGAAGCAAGUCCCAGAAGGAUAUUUGCAAAUGCACAUACUUAUCACAUAAACUCUAUUUCAGUAAAUAGUGAUCAUGAAACAUACCUUUCUGCAGAUGACCUAAGAAUUAACCUAUGGCAUUUAGAAAUCACAGAUAGAAGUUUUAAUAUUGUAGAUAUUAAGCCUGCUAACAUGGAGGAGCUGACAGAGGUGAUCACUGCUGCAGAGUUCCACCCUCACCACUGUAAUGUGUUCGUGUACAGCAGCAGCAAAGGAACCAUUCGCCUAUGUGACAUGCGGUCCUCAGCACUCUGCGACAGGCACUCCAAGUUUUUUGAAGAGCCCGAGGAUCCUAGCAGCAGAUCAUUUUUUUCAGAGAUCAUAUCCUCGAUAUCUGAUGUUAAAUUCAGUCACAGCGGCCGAUACAUGAUGACAAGAGACUACCUGUCAGUCAAAGUGUGGGACCUCAACAUGGAGAACAGGCCUGUAGAGACAUACCAAGUUCAUGAGUACCUUCGGAGCAAGCUUUGUUCCCUCUAUGAAAAUGACUGCAUCUUUGACAAGUUUGAGUGCUGCUGGAACGGUUCUGAUAGCGCUAUCAUGACUGGGUCCUACAACAACUUCUUCAGGAUGUUCGACCGCAACACGCGCCGGGACGUCACCCUGGAGGCCUCCCGAGAGAGCAGCAAGCCCCGUGCCGUGCUGAAGCCACGCAAGGUCUGCACGGGGGGCAAGAGGAAGAAGGACGAGAUAAGCGUUGACAGUCUGGACUUCAACAAGAAGAUCCUUCACACAGCGUGGCACCCCAUGGAGAACAUCAUUGCUGUAGCUGCCACCAAUAACUUGUAUAUAUUCCAGGAUAAAAUUAACUAGGGAUGACUUCCCCGAGGACGGAGCCGUCGUCUCACAUAGUUACGCUCAGUUGUUUAUCUGUAAAAGAGAAGGCCUUGUUGUCCUACCAGUGAAGAACAUUGAUGCACUUACUUCCCUUUAGCUCCAGGAGAGGAUCUGGCCGGGUUUGGAGUCAUGGAUGUUCUGCUGUCGGGUAGGGAGCGUCAGCCACAGCUUUCCAGGUGGAACCCUCAGAGGCAAGAAUGGAUGGACAGUGCUCACGAAGGCCAGUGCUCAAACCCAGUGUAUUUAUUGAAGUCUGAGCCUUCCUUUCCAGUUGAUAGACCAAAAAUCUAACACCCAAGAAGGAAACGUGUCAUGACAGUGUAAUUUCUUCUCUCUCACGCUCUUUCUGCUGUAAUAUUUGGGCCUUUCAGAACAUAUAUUGUGCUUAACGCCUGUGAACAUUCCUCCUCUGGCCUUGUCGGGGCUUAGGUGGUUUUACCUUGGAGCACUUAGGUAGGUCUUGAGUUGGGUUCGUAGACAGGUUCCCAUGACUAUUUACUCAGCACCUGUAUCUCUAACCACACCUUCUGGUGUCAACCACUUAAUAAAAUAACAAGCUAUAAAAAGUGUUUUUAAAUCUGAAGGUAUGUAUCCAGUCCUCUUUAUUUUUUUCUAUUGCAUGUCCUGAGAUUGUGCAGAAUUACUCCGAGGGGCAGAUUUGACAGGGUUUGCCCCCAAAACAGUGAUUUUUGGCAGACUAAUCCAGAUGUUUUUGUGCAGUAUCUCAGAUUCCAAGGUCAGAGCUCCCACAAAGCUGUUGUUCAGUUCAAAUUGCACUGGUUUCCUUGUCAAGUGCUCUCUGUACCAAGUAGGAGAUUCAGAGGUCGGUAUAAAGACGUCCACAGCCUUAAGAGAAAGUGACCAGGAGGGAAAACCAAACGUGGAACACUAUUUCUUCUUAGAAGAUAACAAAUUGAGUUCAUUGGCUGCAUCUCAAUGUUUGCUAGAGCCAAACCUCAUGUGCAUUACGGUUUUUAACCUUUUUAGUCUUUGUCAGGAAGAUAAGAGUUUAUUUUAACUACUUGGCAUAAUGCAUUGUAUUCCUGUUGCAAUUCCAGGCCCAAACCCGACCCCUCUCGUGGCCGUGCCCAGCACUGGGGCAUGCUGUGGCUCUGACACCCCAAUGGCAGGAGGCACCAAGGCCACGGGCGGGUGUUGCUGUGGCUGCUGGGAUCCUGCUCUCCCCUCCUGUUCUUAAGCCUUAGGUACUUUUGUUUUCUCCAAAGAGGCCUAAAAUGCAUCAACCUUCUCCUCGCCCUCGGACAGGCCGGGUGAGGGCUCCUGCUGCCGGUGCAGCACGUGCUGGUAGCAUUGAGUAGGUAGAGAUGACACUGGGAAUGUGCCUGCACAUUGGGAAUGGAUGUGAGACCCCAACUCACUGGAGGCAACAGCUCCAGUGUGGUUUGUGCUCUGCUUCCUUAAGCCAGGCUCUGCACACACCACUGUCUGUGGAGGGCUGACCCCCCCCCCCAUGGGGAGCUGAGCGUCUGAAAGGGGCUGAUUGACCAAACCUGACUCUGUACAUUGGUUGUGACACUGCUGGAGGCUCCGGGGCCGGGGGUGACUGAUGUGUUCCAGGUGAGCCGGUUGUGCCGCACCGGUUGUGCCGCGCUGGGGCUGUACAAAAUGUUCACUUCUUUUGACCAAAAAGUUUAAUAAAUUUUAACUGUU
Molecule: messenger RNA, 3204 nt
Organism: Melopsittacus undulatus (budgerigar)
Lineage: Eukaryota; Metazoa; Chordata; Aves; Psittaciformes; Psittaculidae
Gene: PPP2R2D
Product: protein phosphatase 2 regulatory subunit Bdelta
Exons: 10
Coding region: 148-1509 (453 amino acids)
Cellular component (GO): protein phosphatase type 2A complex; cytosol
Molecular function (GO): protein phosphatase regulator activity; protein binding
Source: RefSeq, a predicted model, not a curated record